AUGACACUCGAAUUUUCGUCAAAAUCACAAUUUUCCUCUAUUAACCAUGUUUCUGCAAAACAAAAAAAUCAUCCAAGUCAUUCUAGCUUGUCACAAAAAUAUUGGAUAUUGGAUCUGCUAGUGACUAAACCAAGUGUUGCGUUGCAUGUAUUACCUCGUGUGAGGGUUAUCAAUAAAGUCGCUUCGUCAGUCAAACAGACUCCAGAUGGUAAAGUAGUUCAGAUUACACUUGAAGAUGCUACCCCAAGUGCUGACUUUGAUCUACGACGAGUAUCUUUGCCGUCCGAGGACAAAUGGAAACGAGCUCAUCGUGUACCCCCUGAAGUUAUGAAAGGUGACAAAACGCCUAAAAAUAAAUCUGUCGAUGUUUUCGGUAGCCGAAUAGGACGAGUUCAUGUUGGCAAGUCUUCUGAACUAGAGAAUUUACGACCUGGAUCUACCAUCCGAACUGCUUUGACCGGGCAUCGAAAACGUGGUUUUGAACGAAUAAAAUCUGGUGUUAGCAAAUCUAAAAAAACAUCAGUUCAUAGUGACCUUAGCGUUAGCAAACGGCGUAAACUGUUUACUGAUGCUUAA
This is a messenger RNA of Schistosoma mattheei, 576 nucleotides long. Lineage: Eukaryota; Metazoa; Platyhelminthes; Trematoda; Strigeidida; Schistosomatidae. The record is from the annotation of a GenBank genome assembly.